This is a messenger RNA of Saccharomyces cerevisiae S288C, 954 nucleotides long. It is a transcript of the gene UPA2, whose product is annotated as putative methyltransferase. The transcript has a single exon. NCBI's taxonomy places the organism in Eukaryota, Fungi, Ascomycota, Saccharomycetes, Saccharomycetales, Saccharomycetaceae. The record is from RefSeq and is marked reviewed. The coding region runs from base 1 to 954 and encodes 317 amino acids. Gene Ontology annotation, cellular component: nucleus.
AUGAGCAGCACGAGGAAGUUCAAAAAGGUUGAGAAACCUCUAUCACAAACCAGACAUUAUUCACUCUGUAUCCCCACGACAUUGGUAUCGGACUGUCGCAACCUCUCUCAAAUCACGCAUAAGGUGUACCAAGUGGCCAAGUUUGCAUCGCUGUUUAAUGUUUCUGAGGUUGUCAUUCUUGAGGACAAUUCCCAGGUCGAUGCCACCAAAAAAAAAAUCUCCACUGCUAAAUUAAUACUGGCACUUUUACAAUACUUCGUCACGCCUCCAUAUCUUCGCAAUACUGUCUUCAACGAAAAAUUCAGACCUUAUUUGACCGCCGCUUCAAAAUUACCAAGAUUAUCCACACUUCCUUUCACCAGGUACCAAAAGCAAGAUCACGGUCGGUACAGAGAAGGCCUCACUAUCAAGAUGCAGAAACCCACCUUGGCUCGCAAAAAGAUUGGUAAGGUAUUCAAGCAAACCAAAUAUAUUAAUAUAGGGAAAAGCAAAGCACUGGCUCUACAAAGUCAGCUGGUGCCGAUAAACGCAAGGGUCACCAUCGACACAAUAACGAGGAAAAUUGUAUCUCCUCAGGAAGCUUACGGUGAUUUCACCGGAUUGGACUCGCAGUAUGGCUACUAUACUCGUAUAGCGUCAUCGUUCACAGACUUGUUUAUGAAGGGGCCUUUAAAAGAGGGUUAUACACAAUCAGUAUAUGUUCCCUUAACCACGAGAGACACCUCUAUUCCCGAGUUAUCAUCACUGCCUACCGCCGAAACUAAUCCCCACAUCUUAUUGGUAUUCUCAACGUGGGACACUCUUGCUCGAGCAUUCAAACUGGAUCAAGAUCAAUUCGUAGAUUGUCAAGGUCCUCAAGAGUUCUUUGAUGCUCAGCUACCAUGCCCCGUAUCCAAUUCGGACGUUGCAGAUGCAAUCCCCAUGACACUGACAACUCUUUCAACUGUAUUUUAA